Messenger RNA from Monosiga brevicollis MX1, 1123 nucleotides. RefSeq lists its product as uncharacterized. The record is from RefSeq and is a predicted model, not a curated record. Gene Ontology annotation, cellular component: SNARE complex; endomembrane system. Lineage: Eukaryota; Choanoflagellata; Craspedida; Salpingoecidae. Gene Ontology annotation, molecular function: SNAP receptor activity; SNARE binding. Gene Ontology annotation, biological process: intracellular protein transport; vesicle fusion. The transcript is spliced from 6 exons. The coding region runs from base 7 to 705 and encodes 232 amino acids.
GCUAGCAUGAGCAGUCGUUGGCUGGACGACUUUGACGCGGCCCAAGCGUUGGCAAACGAUAUCCAGGCGGCUUGCACCGAGCGCACUCGCCUGCGUAACAAGGGCCAAAACGCAACUGGCGCCACCAACGCUGCCAGCAACGGCCUGAAGCGACUGGCUCCCUUGCUUGACAAACUUCAAAAGCAACUCGAGAACGACGCCAGCUCCUACGCCGUCACCGCCAAGGAAGCCGAUCGUCGUCAGAAUCAGCUUCGCCAGCUGAAUUCUCGAUUCAAAACCCUCGAGGGUCAGUUUGGUCAAGGCAACAGCAACAGCGCCAUGAGCAGCGAUUACCACCGCAAUGCCCUCUACGGAUCUGCCGGCGGCCGUGCGCCGGUCGAGGACGAAUACACUCGCGGUCAGGAUACACAGGCCCUUCUGCAAGAGCAGGAUCGGAUCAUGGACGAGCAGGACCGCGGCUUGUCCACCAUCUCCGCCUCGGCGCAACGGUUAAAACAAGUGGGCAUGGCCAUUGGCGACGAGCUGGAUGAUCAAAACGAGAUGCUGGAUGAGCUUGGCCAGGGCAUGGACAUUACGGAUCGUCGCCUGAAGCGAGAAACCGAGCACGUCGUUUAUGUAUCUGAAAAGGCCAAGGCCGGUGGCAUGUUUUGCUGCAUCCUGCUUCUGAUCAUUGCCAUCAUUGUUGUUGCUGCUGUUCCCAAGUAAACUUCUUUUCUCCAUGCCGUGGAUGUGUCCGGCCGCGACUCGUUUGUGAUGUAAUGUCAUCCAGUUUGGUCGCUGCCGAGUGUUGCUGUUGCUCUCGAUGUUUUUUUUUUUUUUUUUUUGUCUCUCAUUCACUGGUUAGGUCCAUUCUCCCUCCACCCCACCGUCUCUCCUUUUCUGUUUUUCCGUAUUGUUUUUGUUGGUUGUUCUGUGGUCAUUUUCUUGCCCUAUGGCUGCUGUCGGCGCGCCCGUGGUUAUCCCCGGUUCUCACAGCGUUCCGCAGUUGACGGAGAGAUUGUUGUGCCAUGUCGUUGUGGGGUCUUUUAUUUUUUUUGUUUUGCUGUGCCGUUUGCUCCCCUUGAGCCGCCCCCUUUCCCCCUUGUUGGGUCCGUGGUCUGCCGAGCAAUUCACUUUAUAAAGC